This is a messenger RNA of Schistosoma curassoni, 2865 nucleotides long. Lineage: Eukaryota; Metazoa; Platyhelminthes; Trematoda; Strigeidida; Schistosomatidae. The record is from the annotation of a GenBank genome assembly.
AUGGAGACAUAUUCUCAACUAAAUCGUGCUCAGCUCAGUUAUGACUAUCUCCAUACCAACUCAACGACACAUGAAUUCCUUUUCGGUGCUAUUGCGGAACUUAUUGAUAAUGCACGUGAUGCUGGAGCAACAGAGUUGGACAUAUUCACAAUUAAAGACAGCUCUGUGCGUGGUAACUUUCUUCUCUGCUUUGCAGACAACGGCUGCGGUAUGACACCAGAUGAUGUGAAAAAUGUCAUAAUUUUCGGGAAGUCUUUAAAGAAGUGUGAGGAUACUGCCGCUAUUGGUAUGUAUGGAAACGGCUUGAAAUCUGGUUCUAUGCGCAUUGGAAACGACUUAGUUUUGUUUACUAAAAAGGAUGGUAUUUACACCUGUCUAUUCUUAUCAAGGACUUUUCAUGAAGAAGAAAAACUUGAUGAGGUAGUUGUCCCAAUGCCCUCUUUUAGAGGUCCUGAGAAGACCCCUAUCGCAGAGACUCCCGAGGAUAAGAAAAAGCAUGACCUCGAAAUGCAUUUAAUCCUGAAGUACUCACCAUUCCGCUGCCUAAAGGAUUUCUAUGCACAGUUCGAUAAACUUAAAGACAGUUCAGGAACCGUUGUGAUUAUAUAUAACAUGAAACUUCUUGAUCAUGGAGGACCUGAGUUGGAUGUCACUACGAACCCACGUGACAUUCUACUUAGUCCGGGACCAGAACAAGAAGAAACCGUUGAGCCUGAUGCUGAGGUUAUGCUUCCACCAGAAAGACGUAGUCUUCGAGCUUAUGUGUCAAUUUUAUAUUCUGAUCCACGUAUGAAAGUAUAUUUACAAGGACGAAAAGUCCAAACUAAACGACUGCUAGCAACAUUGCAUAGUACUAGAAAGUAUAAUUUUGCAAGCAAAACCUUUCGUACUAGAGCUGAAGCAGAUUUAGCAAAAGCUAAGAAUGAUGUGAGAAUAGCUGAACUUAGAGCUCAGGAGGCGGAAAGCAAAGCGAGGGAUUGUGAACUUCGUUACCAAGGUUCUGAGGAUCCCGAACAUUUGCGUCAAAUACGUCGUCUUCGAAACACCGCUGCCGACCUACGCGGGGCUGUAGCGAUGCGACAGAAUGUUGUCACGCGCAAACUAAAAUCAAUCAAGGAUCCGAAAACACUGACAUUUUAUUUUGGUGUAAAUGUUAUGAACCGCGCUUGUGACGGUAUGUUUGUUUAUAAUUGUUCCCGUCUAAUCAAAAUGUACCAACGUAUUGGACCACAACAAGAUUCAAGUAUGAUGUGCCGUGGUGUAGUUGGGAUUGUCGAUGUACCCUAUAUGGUUCUUGAACCUACACAUAACAAGCAAGAUUUUGCUGAUGCUAAAGAAUAUCGUCAACUUAUGCGUGCAAUGGCGGAUCAUUUAAUGCAAUAUUGGGAUGAUCUUGGGAUUGAUAAAGAACCAGACAGUUUAAUACGAUUCUGGAAAAGUUUUGGCUAUCUAUCAGCACGCUGGAGAGACCCACCUAGUGUAGAGGAAAAAUAUGCUCGUCGUCGAUGUUGUUCUGUCUCCAUUUGUGUUCAGUGUGAUAAAUGCUUAAAAUGGAGAAUACUUCCAUUCUCACAGAGCCUUGUCGGACGCGAUGUUCCAGAUAAUUGGCAAUGUCGUGAUAAUCCAGAUCAUAAACAUAAAAGAUGUGAGGAUCCUGAAGAAGAUAUGAGCCCACCAAUGGGAGUCUUAAAGAGGAAAAUUAAAACUAAGGAACAAAGACAGGCAGAACUCGAAAAACAAAUCCGUAAAAAACAGGAAGAACUUGAACUUAUUCAAGAUCCUGAUGAUGAAAAAGCUGACGAUUCCAGUGCUACUACUCGUAGUGGUCGCCUAAGUGGCUCUGGGAGUUCAGCUCUCUCAAAAUCUCCUCGUAAACGCCCACAUCCACCUCCAGCUAUCUCGGAUCUCCCCAACAAACGGUCUACUCAAUCCUCUUCCAUUUCUCGAGCAAUGACUGUUGCAGAUAAAAAACGUCAAGCUGGAUUGUCGUCAUCAAAUGGCCCUGUAUCGUUAUCGUCCCAAAAACGUACUGGUUUACCACUACCUACAAGUAACCAAAGACAACCACGCCCCAGUGGUCUAGUCCCUAAAGCUCAACAACGGAAUUCAACUACCCCUAAAGGUCGUAAAGUCACAACAGCAGAAAGUGAAAGCAGUGAAGAAGAAGAGACAAGUGAUGAUGGUGAGGAAGAAGAAGAAGAAGAAGAAAAAGAAAUCUCUAAAUCUAUUUCUCGUAACAAACAAACUACAUCCUCCCUUCCAAAAACUAAAAUCAAUACUUCACAAACCCCUGAAAAAAGUCUUCAGAAGACAACUGAUGAAUUAAAUGGCAAACGAUCAACUAAUAAAGAUAAAAGUCCCGCACACGAUUCAGUCACAAUGCACCAUCGUAAUCGGACUUCAAUAGAUCCAAACAACGGUGAUGCUACAUCUAUAGUAAAUAAGGAUCAAAAUAAAAACAAUGAUUCUAUAGGAAAUAAAUCAAAAGAAUUGAAUUCAACAGUUAACUCUUUAUCAUCCGAAGCUAAUACUGCAAUUAAUAAGAAGAUUCAGGAGAAAUUCAAGGUUUGUCUACGGUAUUUCCUACCCCCUGAAUGGCCAAUGGAAAAAGAUCAAAUUCAUACCCUUACAGAUUCUGAUCUUGCUAGUUUUCCUUUAGAAGACUUCUUCGAUCGCUAUGAACAAGGUCUCCGAUCUCUCUUGGCCACUUUCCAACAAGAAACCAAAAUAUGCUCUGAUCGAUUAACUGAGUUACGUUUCAACGUUUGUGAACUAUUGAAAAAAUAUGAUCCUAGCUUCACUGAACCACUGAGCGACGGUGAAGAAGUUGACAAUUAUAUCAGAAAUUUCCUUAAUAAAGAUUAA